Apis dorsata (giant honeybee) is the source of this 1359-nucleotide messenger RNA. It is a transcript of the gene Rlip, whose product is annotated as ralA-binding protein 1. The record is from RefSeq and is a predicted model, not a curated record. Gene Ontology annotation, biological process: small GTPase-mediated signal transduction. Gene Ontology annotation, molecular function: small GTPase binding; GTPase activator activity. The coding region runs from base 1 to 1359 and encodes 452 amino acids. NCBI's taxonomy places the organism in Eukaryota, Metazoa, Arthropoda, Insecta, Hymenoptera, Apidae. The transcript has 9 exons.
AUGGAUUUCGAAAGUCCAGAUGUAGAAAAAGAAUUUCCUGGAUUAUAUGCAUCAGAAUCAGCUAAAAAAAGUAACGAGAGCGAUUUUAGUGAUGAAGGUGGACAUGAGAAACAUUCUAAAAAGGAACUCCUUGGUGGUAAACGAAAAGAAAAAAAAGAUCGAAAAGAUCGAGGAUAUGCCACUUUAGAAGGAGAAAGUUCACCUGAUGAAGAUCAGGAAACAAAAAGUCCUUCAAAAUCAAAAAAGACUAAAGCUUUCAAGUUUCCAUCAAAGAAAGAAAAACAUCGUAAAAAAGGAAAACACAAUGCAGAGGAUGGGUUAGAUAUUGGAGAGGGGCAACCAGUAUUUGGUGUUAGUCUGCAUUUAGCAGUGGAAAGAAGUCGUUGUCAUGAUGGCAUUGAUUUACCUUUAGUUGUGAGAGAUUGCAUUGACUUUAUAGAAGAACAUGGAAUGAAUAUAGAAGGUCUAUAUAAAGUUCCAGGAGUGAAAUCAAAAGUUCAGCAUUUAAAAAAGGAACUGCCAGAGCCAGUCUUAGAAAGCAGUGAAAUGAUAUCUAGAUUUGAACAAGCAGCAUCUACAAAAGAUGUUGCUCAAAGAGAAGCACAAUUAUUACAUUUAACUCAGCAGCUUCCUAAAUGUAAUAAUGUUCUUUUAGCAUGGAUUAUAUUACAUUUAGAUCAUGUCACAAUACGAGAAAAAACUACUAAAAUGAAUGCUCAAACCAUUUCAAUGACAUUAAGUCCCGUAUUACAAAUGAGUCAUAGAUUAUUAUUAGCUUUAUUGUUUCAUUGCAAAGCUCUUUUUCCAAAUGUAAAAUUAACGAAAUAUGUGCCGCCACUUUCAUCUGGUAGUAUUAAUCUUCCAGAUUCUGUAGAAAGCAUAGCAGCUGAAUUAUCUAAGCAAGAAUCAUUACUUUCGCAAAUACACAUGCAAAUGAAUGCAGGUUUUGUUACAAAAUUACGCGAAGAACAAUUAUGGGAAGUGCAACGUAUGAUAACGCAAUUGAAGAGAAAAUAUAAAACGGUUCAAAAGAUGGAAGGUGCGCAAAAAAGUUUAGAUGAAGAAGUAAAAUCAAAUGAUGAAAUUGCAGUAGAAUUAAAUAUACAAAAAACAAAAACAGAAGAAGAAGAUAUAGACUAUGCAAAACCGGAAACUCAAUCAAUAUCUACAUUAACAUUGAAAAAGGAUAGUAAAGCACAUAUUCUAGAAGACAAUAAAGAAUCAACCAAUAUAACCAAUAUAAAUAUUAUUCAAAAUGAACGAAAUGCACAUGAUAAAGAUAUUGUUGAUUCUACCGAGAUAUCUACAAUUAUACCACAAUUUAAUGAACAAGAAAAUAUUUCAUCCUUUCAGCAAUAG